Molecule: messenger RNA, 372 nt
Organism: Exophiala bonariae
Lineage: Eukaryota; Fungi; Ascomycota; Eurotiomycetes; Chaetothyriales; Herpotrichiellaceae
Exons: 1
Coding region: 1-372 (123 amino acids)
Source: RefSeq, a predicted model, not a curated record
AUGACUUACGACUAUACCGUCCCAUCUGAAACCGUGAACGGCGCAACUCACCAGGAUUUCACCGGUAGAAACCCUGCUAAUCCUACAGAUUGGGAACUCUUCAUCGGUCGGGUCAUCGUAGGUCUCUGGAGCCUUUUCAUGCUCCUUGUUCGUACGUUCAAAGGAAUUUUGAAGCUUGUGUGGAAGGUCAUGAAGUGGACUGCAGUAUUUUGGUUCUCCUUCUUCCUGUUUGCCUGGGUCACCGAAAUCAUAGGUCUCAUUCUCUUCGGGCCGUUUGAUAUUGAAACCACCUGGGAUAUAGGGUAUCCUCGAUCCAUGCAACAACGCACUUCUAAUGCUUAUUUCAUACUAACCUGGCAGCCAACCUGGUGA